Cladocopium goreaui is the source of this 444-nucleotide messenger RNA. The record is from the annotation of a GenBank genome assembly. NCBI's taxonomy places the organism in Eukaryota, Dinophyceae, Suessiales, Symbiodiniaceae.
AUGCCAGAUGAAGUCUCCCGAGUGAUGACCUGCCAGUGGACCAGUGAAAACCAGAGCGUCGUCCUGGAGGUUCCUGACGAUGAGAAUUCCAAGUCGACCUCGGACAGCGAGAGGUGCACUUGGGCAGAGUUGCUGGCCGAGAUGGAGGAAAACAAGGUGACAGAUCCAACCAUCAAUUUGCACGAGCUGCACGCUCCAGUCAUGGAUGAUGCAGGUCAGACUGGUUCGCAGCGCUACUUGAUCAAACCAAAGGCCACACCAAUCUAUUUCCAAUACUCUGCAGUAGCUGGUGGGAACUACAAGUACACCAACAUUGCUUCGGCUUUCACUGGUGAAGAAUUGGAUGCGAGCCGACUGCUUGUGAAAGUUUGGCGAGUCAUGUACGACAAGCCCAGCAAUGAGAUUUCCCCGCGACGCUUGUCGACACUAGCUGGUGUUGGCUAA